CGCGGAAGCUCGCGGCUUCGAGAUCUGCCAGACUGAUCGCCUCACGAGGGAGUGGGCGCGUGGUAGCCAGAAAGGCACGGAGCAGACGAAGCGGGAGGGGGCGAGAGAAGGUGCGCGGGCACGGGGCUCGAGGGCCGCUCGUGGUCAGUGACGAAGGAGGCCGUAAGUUACGCACGGAGCGAGGAGAGGCACGCGCGGAGCGGGAUGGCGGCUCCCCGCCCCAUUAAAGGCAUCCUCAAGAACAAGAAGAGCAGCGGCGCGGGCGCCAGGACGCCGGGGCCGGAGGUGGCGCUGAUCGAGAGUCCGGAGCGAACGAUGCCGUGUGGGGCCGCCGAUGACGACCAGCAAAAGAAGUCACAGAAGUGGGAUGAAAUGAAUAUACUGGCUACUUACCACCCUGCAGACAAGGACUAUGGACUGAUGAAGAUUGAUGAGCCCAGCACACCAUAUAACAGGAUGGUAGGGGAUGAAGAUGACGAGGGGACACACAGUGAUACGGAGACAAACGCAGGCCUCACGGCAGAUGACCUAGUUAAGAAGCUGGCAGCAGCAGAGGGGGAGGAACCUCACUUCAUGAGAGAUGAGGAAGAGGAAGAGAGCAGUGAGGAAGAGGAGGAACUCAGCCCAGAGGCACAGGCCAAAAAGAAGCAGUUUGAGAUGAUGAGGAAAAUGCAUUACAAUGAAGGUCUCAACAUUAAACUGGCCAGGCAGCUCAUAGCCAGUGAGCUUGAAGAGGAAGAGGAUGAAGAUGAAGAAAUGAAGGAUGACACAGAGACGGAAGACAUCAGUGUAGAUCCCCCACAAGAAGCUGAUUCUUUGGAUUCCUAGAAGAUGGAGUGCUCUGUCGAUUCCCCGACAGCUUGUGAAACAUUUGGGCGCAGGUAGUCGCUUCAGAGUCGGUCAAAGAGCACUUCUUUACAACCCUGCCAUCCAAGUUUGUGUUUAUGAACACUGUAAUACAAAGUAUAUCAGUCUGAAAGUUGUUUCUGUUGCCAAGAGUCAUCCUUUUAUUGUCAGGAAGUGGAGUGAAACCUGACAACUGCUAUAGUGGACUGUUUCACUGAUUCCUCCUCGCUGCCUCCCGAAGGGCCAGUGUUGCCCGGCACAGCCUGGAGGACCGCCGCCGAACUGCUCGCAAUGGGGGUGAGGUGGGGAUGUUAGGGGUGACAAGCUGCUUUUGUUUUCUUGUUUUCUUUUGCCCCCCUCAAUGCCUGCUCAGCGACCACCAGAACCACCGUGUGUGAUUUUUUUUUCCCCUGUGAUGAGUAGGAUUUCUGUGUUCGAUAUAAUUUUAUUAUGCUUUAAUUUUUCUCAUUUCUUCAAAGAUGUAUUCUAUCCUACUUCCUUUGUAACAAAUAGACCGCUUUCAGCUAGCUUGUGGGAACAGUAAUAAAAGGUGAUUGAUCCAUUUAUUCCCCUGUUUAAUAUGCCUUUUGCAAAUGUAAGCCUGGCGCACUAAACCCUGGUCUUGGAGGAAUUCCUCUGAAUGCUGGUGCUUACAGCAAGGUUACAGUUAGGUUUCAUUUGGUAACAGCUAAACAGUUCUUUACUUAGUGUGUGACUAUAGUAACAGUUACAGGAUGCAGAAUGAUGGGUAUAGGUUUGCCUGUGCCAGUGAAACAUGUUCCACUUUGUAUUGCUCACAUGUGAACCUUGGUGAAAAUUACAAAUUUAUGCUGUGGUUACUUAAGAUUAUUAAAUUAAGGAGCUUUAAACUAAAUAAUGCAACUACGCAAAUGUGAUUUGUAAAUCUUGUAUUUUACUAUUUUAAUUGGUACUACCACACCAGAAGUCUAUCUAACAGUAAAGAGGGCAAAGUAGGUCCUGCCUGGCUACUUGCUUUCAGCUGGAUGGAAGAGCAGCAUGAACAGGGUUACUGCAACAGCAGAGCUGACAACCACUGCGAUGACAGCGAGCACUUAAAACAUUAUUGAUGUACUACAGCUUUCAUUGUAUAUGAAGGCCUGAUCUACUGAUACAUAUUUAUGUUUUUGUAAAUACACUCUUAUGUUAAAAGCUAGUGUAUAAAAUUUGGACAUUAUGUAAUUAAAAAGAAUAUAUACAAAGAAACUACAUCUGUUUCUAAAUAUCCUGUGAAAACCCUGCUGUAGAUGUGUUAUUACUGAAGUGUGGCAGUACCAUCCAGUAGUUGUUGCACUGAAACUGUUGUUUAGCCUUCUAAGUAUCCCAAAAAAAAAAAUAGCCUGGAUCUAAUCCCAGCAACUGCUAACUACUGUAAGUGAGACUGCACUCAUGUUUUCUUAAAUCAAGCUUUUUUUCCCCAAGGGGACUUUGUCCUUUCAGGAUUUGGACAUCCUGCUUCUUAAGGAUGGAGAUGGAGAUUUUUUUUUUUUUUUUUUAAUUGAACCUCUGCUUUUGCAACAUUUAUCACCAUGCCUAUAUAAUAUUAUAAUGGAGGAUUAUAUGAUGUUGUUUGCUGAUCAAUGAAUAACAGAGGAUAAACUGUAUGCACAAACAGCCUAUGACCAACCCAAGUUUGAAAAAUACAUAUGGCACUGGUCAUAAUAACCUAAAGCUACACUAUAACAUGAAACAGAUCUCUGGAGGUUAGUGUGUUAAGUUCCUGUAAACUGUAAUGAGUUCUAAUUUUGGUUCUCUUAAUAGUAUAAUAAGUUCGUUAUUGCUUUCUUAUGAAAUAAUAAAAUUGGCUUGAACACGUUAAAGUGUUUGCAAUCAUGAAUUAUUUUUUUUGGGCUGGAUCACGUGGAUUAAGCAAAUCUGAAUUAAUCUAUGUGCCCUGGGAAUGGAAACACAUUGUGAUAUUUUUGUGGGUCUGACGGUAUGUUGACAUGCGUGUGCAGCGAGUUAUAUGUGCCCUUAGGAGAGGUUAUUCUUGAGAAGGCCUAAGGGCUGGAUGUGUGCAAUCACACACCUUCUUUGUGAAGGUCUAGAGAGCAGUCUAGAAUUUUAAGGGAAUCCAAAGUCACUAAUCACACAAGUUUGAGUGAUGUGGCAUGAAAAUUACUGGCAGCGCAUUAAAGAAGGUUCCAGAGUACCUUCUGAGACUGACCAUUGCCCUGUAGCUCUAGGAUUCAUUAACUGUUACACUUAAGUGAUUGUAAGAAUAUUUAAAGAGUGCUUCUCCUCUGGCCACAGUUCUUUAUGCUGAAAUGAUUUAAGUAUUUUAAGUUGGCAUGUUCUUACACCUAAGGAUGUGUGUAAUUAUUUUUGUGUCCAAUAAAUUAAGAUGUCAAACUGUAA
Scleropages formosus (Asian bonytongue) is the source of this 3222-nucleotide messenger RNA. It is a transcript of the gene ppp1r2, whose product is annotated as protein phosphatase 1, regulatory (inhibitor) subunit 2. Lineage: Eukaryota; Metazoa; Chordata; Actinopteri; Osteoglossiformes; Osteoglossidae. Gene Ontology annotation, biological process: regulation of signal transduction. The transcript is spliced from 6 exons. The record is from RefSeq and is a predicted model, not a curated record. The coding region runs from base 205 to 828 and encodes 207 amino acids. Gene Ontology annotation, molecular function: protein phosphatase inhibitor activity.